CGUGUCCGUGUCCCUGCUCCUCCGUUUGAAAACACCUAUCUGCGGCAAGCCCUAACGCUCGCACAAGGUGAGGGCCAACCCCAUGGAACCCAUCCUGCUCGAAGACGACGAUUCCACCGAUCGAUCUCAAGGUGAUGGGAUCCGUCCAAUUCCAGGUAUGGAGUCUGUCAUCGUUACGGUGAGUGGAUACCAUGGUACGGAGAGGUUUAAACUCAUCAAGCUUAUUGCACAAACUGGUGCUAGUUUUGUGGGAGCUAUGGGAAGAUCCACAACUCAUUUGGUAUGCUGGCGGUUUGAAGGUAAAAAAUAUGAAUUGGCAAGGAAUAUUGGAUCACAUUCAAUCAACCAUUGCUGGUUCGAGGCUUGCUUGAAGGAAGGGAAGCGUCUACCUGAGGGACCUUACACCAUGCAGAGUGGGUGGGAAGCAGGGCCAAUAUCAUGGGAAGUGCCUGCCAUUUUGGACACUCAUGGCAAGGAGAAAUGUGUUGUAACCAGAGAAAGGAAUGUGUUAUCUGAUCAGUCUCAUGCUUCAAAUUGUAGCAGAGCAGCAGAGAUUGAUGCAAGGUGUUUUGAUGUUGAAUGCUUGCAUUGGUCUGAUUCACACCUAUUAAAAGAAAACUUUUUUCUAACUUGGGACACUGAGAUGAUGGGUUCCAAGAAUGUUAGAAAAAUCAGAAAAGCUUCAAAGCAGGGUGCCAAAUCAAGCAAUAAAGGCCAUCUUGGUCCACCUAAUAUUCGUCUAUAUCCUCAGCCUGAAGAGUCUAGUUCCUUUUCAUCUUUGUGCUCAUCAAGGAACAAGAGGAGCCUGUUUCAUUCUACACAAAAUGAUGUCACCGGUGAGCCAGCUCACAGAAGUCGUCGCCUUGUGAAGAAAAAUGCAUCCUUCAAUCAUUUGAAUGAUGUCAUAUCAGACUCCAGGCAAGAACAUUACUUAACAGAAAGCAGUGGCCAUCUUGAUUUGCUUGAUUAUGAGGGAAAUAGGACACAAGGGCUUGAACAGGUUGAGGACAUAGAAGGGCCAAGAGACCAUCCUCUUUCGGAAGUGCCAGAGAGUUCAAGAAGUUGCCAUGCAUUGUUGGAGCAUGAAAUAAAUUCUAAGGACAAGCACUGUCAAUACACAAGGGAAAAUAUUGAUUCUUCUGAUUUUGGAAUGAAUCAUGAUCAACAAAGUAAAGAAGACAAUCAAUCUGAAUCAGGCAGUGUAUGUAAACAAGCUGAAUUGUCAUGCGUGAUUUGCUGGACCGACUUUUCUUCAAUUAGAGGUGUUCUACCUUGUGGGCAUCGGUUCUGUUAUUUGUGCAUUCUAGGAUGGGCUGAUUGUAUGGCAUCAAGAGGAAAAAUUUCGACUUGCCCUCUUUGCAAAGCUAGUUUCACAAGCAUUAGAAAGAUGGAGGCUGGUUCUCCUGACCAGAAGAUAUACUCGCAAACUAUUCCUUGUGGGUCUUCAAACACAGAUUUGACGCUCUUUGAUAAAGGAAAUUACAACCUGGAAACAUGGACCCCAGAUUUUGUUUGUUAUCAAUGCCACAAUCGUGAACCUGAGGAUCUUCUCAUAAGCUGCCAUAUAUGUCAGACGCACUGGGUACAUUCUUGCUGUUUGGAUCCUCCAUUGGUUCCUUGGACAUGCAUUCACUGCAGGGAUCUCCGAAUGCUGUAUCAGCGCUUCCGCUAAUAUGUGGAUUUUUCCUUUUUUUUCCAAUACAAAUGCAAUGAUUAAUUUGCAACUCGAAUCAUAUUCUUCUAUGAAUAUUAUCUGAUUGAUUUAUCCAAGUGUUUUUAUUGAGCGUAUAAUGUUGGAAAGAAGUUCAAACUUAAUGCUUUUGUUUGUAAAUUAUAGAAUUUCUAAUUAUAUGGAUUACAUGGGAGGUGGAUGAGAAUCCUGUUGACGAGA
Elaeis guineensis (African oil palm) is the source of this 1891-nucleotide messenger RNA. RefSeq lists its product as uncharacterized. NCBI's taxonomy places the organism in Eukaryota, Viridiplantae, Streptophyta, Magnoliopsida, Arecales, Arecaceae. Gene Ontology annotation, molecular function: metal ion binding. The record is from RefSeq and is a predicted model, not a curated record.